Penicillium maclennaniae is the source of this 2013-nucleotide messenger RNA. Its product is annotated as fungal specific transcription factor domain-containing protein. The transcript is spliced from 5 exons. The coding region runs from base 1 to 2013 and encodes 670 amino acids. Gene Ontology annotation, cellular component: nucleus. The record is from RefSeq and is a predicted model, not a curated record. Gene Ontology annotation, biological process: regulation of transcription by RNA polymerase II; DNA-templated transcription. Gene Ontology annotation, molecular function: DNA-binding transcription activator activity, RNA polymerase II-specific; zinc ion binding; RNA polymerase II cis-regulatory region sequence-specific DNA binding. NCBI's taxonomy places the organism in Eukaryota, Fungi, Ascomycota, Eurotiomycetes, Eurotiales, Aspergillaceae.
AUGUCUGGAAGUGAUAAACCUGCUGGCUCCGGGCGGGAGGUUCCUACGCCAAUUUCGUCACACGCAAUCGCUCCUCCAUCACAUGGCAGAGUUCUCAGCCUUGGAGCGAAGAGAGAUCCCGCGCUACGGGCUACCCAGAGCCAAGGGACCUGGGGACUUUUGAGUGACCAAGCGGCUAGUGAUCUGAUUACUCACGAGAGGCCCGCCAUCAUGUCCGAUACACAACAGCUUCUGGAGCCUGCACAGCCACCCAAGAAAGAGAAUGUCAUCUUCCGAGGGGAAAACUUCCGGACUCAAUAUUAUGGUGGAAGUAAUCCCACUAGUUUGAUAGGCGAUUUCCCUGAGCUGCGCUCAUUCAUGCGGGACAGCAUCAAAUUACAUCCAUCCCUACCACGUGUCCAACGCGAGUUGAAAUCACUGCAAAUGAAGUGGAAAGUGGAGAAACCUUCCUUAUCUCCAUCUGUGAACGCGAAUCUUCUCCACUUGUUCCCAGAAGAAGACAUCGCUGACCAAUUAAUCCACAUCUAUCUUGACACAGUGGAGACAACGUAUCGGAUUGUCCACGUACCUAGCUUUUGGGAAGAGUACAAAGCCUUCCAGGAAAAUAAACUCUCGGCAAGGCCGGCUUUCUUGGUUCUCAUGUUGUUGAUGAUGUCCACUGCAAGCUGUCUAUCCAAUGAAAGCGUCACAUAUGUGGGGGACAGUACAGUGGCGCGCGAACGGGCGGCCUUGUGGAUUGAGGUUUCUGAGCAGUGGCUUCAAAAACAAAGCCACAAACAUACCUAUUUGAGCAUAUGGCAGAUCCGAUGUCUGACACUAGUCUCGAAGCAAGUCAACGUUAUCAAGAAGAAACGCAUCUGGACGGAGGCCGGAACACUUCUCCGACAGGCAAUGGCCGCGGGUUUCCACCGAGACCCAGGCUUCCUUGGAGAGAAGGUGUCGGGCUUUGACCAAGAGAUGCGACGUCGGUUAUGGAACACGAUUACCGAGUUGGAACUUCAAGCUUCUAUCGAUCGUGGGAUGCCGUCUUCUUCUGCGGGUAUAUUCUCAGACUGUCAUUCAAUUCUAAACAUUGAUGAUGCAGAUAUCAGAGACGACGAUAUGAACGAGUCUUGUGCAAAGCAAUGGGAUGAAUACACCAGAAGUUCCUUUCUGAAUAUUUCAAGAUCCAGCUUUGCUCUCAGAGUCUCGCUGAACUCUGUUGUCAACGACCUCAGCUCUCCACUACAAUGGGAACAGAUUGCAAGUUAUGAAGAACUUGUGAUGGCUGAACUCGAAAAACUCCCUACAUGGACAGCAUCAACGGCGGGUAUCGAUGAGGGUGCUUUAGCCGGUUCUAUUCUUCAGAUCCAAUUGAGGCAAUUUUUGAUUCUUCUUCAUACGCCAUUCGCCAGAAAGAGAGUUCCCGACUCCCGAUCUUCCGUUUCGCGAAUGAUAUGCUUCCAAGCAGCAACAAAGACACUGGAGCAAGUUCAACAUCUCACUCAAUACAAUUAUUACUUUUUUCUGCUCUUUCGGCAAGAGUAUUUCCGCGCAGCUUUGGUGGUCUGUCACAAUGCUUUCAUCUGUUAUAAUGUGAUAGGAGACCUUUUUGGGGCAAACAUCUCAUCAUUCAUACGCUACCUGGAAGACUCCUUAAUCUUCUUUGAAGAUAGAAUUACUCGAAUCGGCACGGAUUUUACACGAUACUGGUAUAUCUCCGCAGCCCGUGCUUUGCUACGCUCGGUAGUAGAUCCAUCGAAUGCUACGGCACAGGAACAACAGGCGAUUGAGCAAGUAGCAAGACAAUACUAUCGAGUUCGCGCAUCACAGGAGGAUCUCCACUCAGCUAAGAUCAAACUCAAACUGACAGAAGCGUUGACUCAAAGCUCAAACGAGGCGGUGGACAUUCCCAAUCUUCCUUUUGGCAAUGGAGCAAUGCCAACAAUUGAACUUCCGUUAGAGGCUUUGGAAGAGGAGUUUUUCUUUGGAGAUCCGGCAGCUUGGACGUUUGAUAAUUUUGAUUUUCUGUAG